AAGGGAACGGAACUCAUUGUCAGGCUACAGUCGCAUCAUACUUAGUUGGCACAUUACUAUAACGUUGUCGCAAAUACUUAUAUACUGCGUUUUCGCGAUCUGCCGUAUGUUAUUGUUGAAAAUAGUUGAUUGUUGCGUUAAAGUUGAUAUAAAAAGUGAAAAUAAAGCGUGAUACAAAAUAAUUUGUAUGUCUCGGAAGGCGGACGUCGUCGAUCAUGACAAGAGAAUCAGCAAGAAGUUGAGUUACUUACUUCGACAUGCAGCUGUUAAAAAAGGAUUCAACAUAAGACCCGAUGGCUUUAUUCCUGUUCAAGAAAUUUUAAAAGAAACGCCUGGUUGCACUGUAAAAGAUAUUGAAAGAGUUGUUGCUAAUAACGACAAACAGCGUUUCACAUUGAGUAGUUUUGACAAUGUUCUUAUGAUCAAAGCUAACCAAGGACACACUAUCAGUCAAGUAGAUUCGUUGAACUUAAAACUGCUGGACAGCGUGGACUUUGAUAUUGUCCAUGGAACGUAUCAUAGUUGCUAUGAAAAAAUUAGACAUCAAGGUCUGUCUCGAAUGAAGAGGAAUCACAUACACUUUGCCAAGGGUUUAAAUUUUAUUAAUGGCCUGAGGAGGAAUGCAGAGCUAUUUAUUUUCAUAAACUAUCCUAAAGCUAAAGGCGACGGAUUAAAAUUUUACAAAUCUGAAAAUAAUGUUAUUUUGUGUCCUGGAAAUUCUGAAGGUUUUGUCAAAACUAAAUACUUUUUGAAAGUAGUUACUAGAAGUGGUGAGAGUUUAUAAAUAGAUAAGGAAUUGUAUUAUUAAAUAGAACAAUGGGGAUAUGGUGUGAUUUUUGUAAAAUCACUCUCCAAGAUGACUACGCUUUUCAAGGACAUAUUCUGGGGAAAAAACAUUUGAAAAAUGAAGAAUAUGUAAAAAAUAAUAGAUCACUCGCGAAACGAUCGAUAUUCGUUUCACGAAUUCCAGCAAAUGUACCAUCGAAAACUAUACUAAACUACUUUUCCAAAUACGGAAAUAUAGCAAAUUUUAGUUUUAAAAAAAAUUAUUUAAUUCUGGAAUUUGAAAAUGAGAAUCCAGCUAAUGUUUUACUGCAAAAACCAAUAUAUUUUAGUGGAACAAGAUUAAACAUUCUACCUAGAAUUAUUCACGACAAAAGACAACCACCUAGAGAAAAUAAAUCUAAAGAAGAAGAAGCUAUCAAUGACACAGUAGAUUUGAAUUACGAAAACUUAAAAUCAAUUUUUGAAGUCGAAUCGACGUUCGACGAACAACUUGCGGUGUUCCUGGAUAAAGUUGCCAUCAAGGAAUCCGAUAUCAUAUGGCGGUAUGAACCGACAUGUGAAAAAUUAAACGAGAUUUUCCAAACUGUUUUCCCAAAAUGUAAAACAUAUAGAUUUGGUUCUACUGUGUCUGGAUUAGGAUUUAGGAAUUGUGAUUUGGACAUUUACAUCGACCCUGGUUUUCCCGUGUGUCAAGAAAAUAACAGUAAGCUGGGUCCGAAUGUCGUGACUGCAUCAGUGAUAUUUGCAGAAGUAAAGAGGAUUCUUUACGCUAGAACGUAUAUAUUUUCGAAAGUCGUUCCGAUCCCCAAAGCAAAAACUCCAAUAAUCAAAUUUUUCUACAUACCAUCGAAAACGUCGUGUGACAUCUCGUUUAAAAAUAGCUUAGCCGUGCAUAACAGUCUGUUGGUGAAACAUUGCCUAUCCCUGGAUCCGCGUCUACGACCCGCUAUGAUGGUCAUCAAGUACUGGGUUUCAAAUUUCGAGCUCAAAGGCGGUGACAAGAUGUCCAAGUACUCGCUGACGUUACUCUUCUUAUUUUACCUUCAGCAGAAAUCAGUGAAACUUGUACCACCACUGAUAGAAUUGAAGAGAAGAGUAGUACCCCAAAUAAUCGAAGGUUGGCAGGUUAAUUUUGACAAUAGCAAAUCGGCGAAUAAUGAGGAUCACGAAGGUGCCGGAAAUAGCAAGACUAUACCAGAGUUGUUGCACGGAUUCUUUGACUUUUACGCGCGUUAUGAGUUCAAACACAACGUGGUUUGUCCCAUCAACGGUCAGUCGCAUAAAAAAGUAUCGUUCAACGAUGUCGACAAUAUACCUGAAAGCAUGGAUAGGUACAAAGAAUACCUGAAAACGAAAGAGAAUCCGCUACCUUUUCCCAUAAAUAAGACAAUGUGCGUGCAGGAUCCUAAUGAAUUGAGUCACAAUGUCACGGGCAAUAUUUGCCCAAAGCAUCUCGAAAAAUUCCAAGCCUACUGUGCGGCAGCCGCGGAGAUGUGCGUUGCAGCUGCUGAGAAAAAUUACAAAGACCUUCUACCGUCGAUCUUCUCGCUGGCCAUCAAACCUCCGGCUGAGGAAUCCGAGGUUAGCUUCCUCUAUUACGCGAAAAGUUACCUUAAUGUGGGACUACCGGAAGAUUUCGAAUCAAACACCAAGAUCGCGGAUAAAACAUUGUUCAUGAACGAGAAUUGGUACAACUUGAUCACGUCUCUAACGCAGAAGUUCUUAGAAGGAAUUCUCAGACUUCAAGUCCAAGUAAUUAGCGACGAACACGAGCAGAAACAGCAGAAAGUGGAAGAGCGGUCGGACGUUCAUUCGAACAAUCAGGAUCAAAUCUUGAUGCAUUGUACAGGAGAAGAUUGUUUGUGGAGAGACAGGAAAAGCAAACUCAACGCCCUCGAUCCAAGUAUGCAUUUACUCGACAAAGAAAUCCAGCUCACGGAGAAGAUGUACAAGGAGUUAAGCGAGAAGAACAUGCUGCAAAAAAUGAAAAUCGACUUCAAUUUUCGGAUCUGGAAGAAGGGCGGCGAGAACGUCCACGUGAUCGUGACUUUGACGAACAACUACAGUGCAGAAAAAAUAUUUCCCCAUCUCGCGGCUUACAUAAAGAACAAAUUGCCGCACGUGUUGACCAAGACAUUGGCCCACAUGCAACAAUUCAAAAAGACGCCCAUUACCGAGCCCAUUACGGAGCCCAUUGCCGACUGAAUCGCAUAAUAAAUUGUAAAUACGAAGUGCGCAAUGCGCCGUUUUUUAAAAUACUUUCUAUAAAUAUUUGUACAGAGUAUUUAGUCGCUACUUGAAUAAAUUUUAUCAGACCUCGUCAGAUGUAUCUGAUUUUUAGAUGAAAAAGAUACUACCUCUCUGCAGAGGAGUAUUUUGCGCAAACUUUUCUUCCCGACUCCGUCGGUUUAUCCAUCAUUCUUAUGUAAGCGACGAUAUUAAAUGAAACACUUUAUUGAAGCAAA
Nasonia vitripennis (jewel wasp) is the source of this 3251-nucleotide messenger RNA. It is a transcript of the gene mkg-p, whose product is annotated as speckle targeted PIP5K1A-regulated poly(A) polymerase. Lineage: Eukaryota; Metazoa; Arthropoda; Insecta; Hymenoptera; Pteromalidae. Bases 817 to 2991 code for a protein of 724 amino acids. The transcript has 6 exons. The record is from RefSeq and is a predicted model, not a curated record. Gene Ontology annotation, molecular function: poly(A) RNA polymerase activity; RNA binding. Gene Ontology annotation, biological process: mitochondrial mRNA polyadenylation; mRNA 3'-end processing.